Messenger RNA from Myotis myotis, 7613 nucleotides. It is a transcript of the gene ZBTB40, whose product is annotated as zinc finger and BTB domain containing 40. Gene Ontology annotation, cellular component: nucleus. Gene Ontology annotation, molecular function: DNA-binding transcription factor activity, RNA polymerase II-specific; RNA polymerase II cis-regulatory region sequence-specific DNA binding; protein binding. The record is from RefSeq and is a predicted model, not a curated record. Lineage: Eukaryota; Metazoa; Chordata; Mammalia; Chiroptera; Vespertilionidae. The transcript is spliced from 19 exons. Bases 274 to 4047 code for a protein of 1257 amino acids. Gene Ontology annotation, biological process: regulation of transcription by RNA polymerase II.
UGCCUCGCCAGCCUCAAGAUGGCCGCCUUGUGGCGUCUCUGGCGCUGUUGAAUGGAGAAAUCUUUAUUGUUCCCUUCGGGCAGGAGUGUUCGUGUCCUCUAUGGCGCUGUCAAUAAAGAACGGCAGUUUGAAUCGGUGCUGAACAGACCAGAACCAGACUGCCUGAGUGUGGACCUUGACCUAGCUGUGUAACUCUGGGAUCUAGUGCUGAUCCUCACAAAGCGGGUUCUGGAAGAAGAGGGGAAGAGACGGCCUCGCGGCAGAGCCGAUCCGAUGGAGCUCCCCAACUACAGCCGGCAGCUGCUCCAGCAGCUCUACACACUGUGCAAGGAGCAGCAGUUCUGUGACUGCACCAUUUCCAUUGGGACCAUUUACUUCAAGGCCCACAAACUUGUCCUGGCCGCUGCCAGCCUCCUCUUCAAAACCCUGCUGGACAACACAGACACCAUCUCCAUCGAUGCAUCCGUGGUGAGCCCCGAGGAGUUCGCCCUCUUGUUAGAGAUGAUGUACACUGGCAAACUACCUGUGGGCAAGCACAACUUCUCCAAAAUCAUCUCUUUAGCCGACAGCCUCCAGAUGUUUGACGUGGCUGUUAGUUGUAAAAAUCUUCUGAGUAGCCUUGUAAACUGCUCUGUUCAGGGUCAGGUGGUGAGGGAUGUCUCCGUGCCACCCUUGGAGUCAUUCAGGAAAGAGUCGGAGAAGCCUGAAGUAGAAAUCCUUUCUUCAGAGGGUGCGGGAGAGCCUCCUCCUCCCCGGGAGGGUUCCACCCCGGUGAAGGCCGAGACGCAGGAAGCUGUCCCUACGGUUGCACAAGAAAUGAGUGUGGGUCCUUCCCCUGCCCAGGAGCUUCAGGGGGAUGCAGGCGCGCCAGUGGAGACUCCUCUCACUGCGGAAGUCUGUCCUUCCUCCCCUGUUGUACAAGCCUUCAGUGAGGCAAAGGAGGCCAGCACAGAACCAGAGUAUGAGACAAAACACUCCCAGAUGAAUUUUCUUCUAGAAAAUGAAAGUAUCUUCUCUGACGCACUCUUGGUUACCCAGGAUGUUUUAAAAAAACUAGAAGAAUGUUCAGAAAUUAAAGGUAUACAGAAGGAGACCAUGAUGGGAUGUCUUGUGGGUGCAGAAGGACAUUCAGCAUUCCAGAGAAUCCUGGAUAAAGUAAGAGAUGAGAGCCUGGAUGUUCCGACUGUUGUGUCCCUGCUGAGGCUGUACCAGGAUUCUAAUCCUGCAGUGAAGACAGCACUGUCAGGUGGAAAGCCAGAGGAUGGGGAAGCCGUGCAGCCAAGAGGGAGCACAGGAGCGGGAAAGACCUUGUCCGCUCUGUUACUAGAACACAAAGAGGACCUGAUCCAGUGUGUAACCCAGCUGAGACCUAUUAUGGAGUUCCUGGAAACAGCCACAGAGGAAUUCCUGCCCGGCACUGAGAAAAGGGUGAUUCUGAAUUGCUGUGAGAGCGGAACACCCAAGGAGACAAUAGAAAAGUGGUUGCACAGAAUGUCUGAGGAGAGGACCCUGACUGCGGACAGUUUGGUAAAAGUCCUUCAGGCUGUGAAAAUGGCGUUCCCGGACUUGGGCCUCCUGCUGGAGAAUUUGCAGAAACUAGCCACUUUGCCGAGCACCCCAGGAGAAGCCCCCAAGGAGCCGUGUUCUACCGAACAUUAUUGUUUUGCUAAUAUCCUUACAGUGCAAGCGAGCCCUGAAGAUUACGGGACUGAGCUAUUGAGAAGGUAUCACGAAAACCUCUCUGAGAUUUUCACAGACAACCAGAUGUUAUUAAACAUGAUCCCGCACCUGAAGAGUUUAGCCCCUGGAGAAAGAGAGGUCAUGGAGACGCUGGUGAAACGUGACUCUGGUUCGGGUGGUUUCAGUUCUUUGAUGUCAGCAGUUCUAGAAAAGCAGACUCUCUCCGCGACAGCCGUGUGGCAGCUGCUGCUGCUGGUUCAGGAGACAAAGGCCUGCCCGCUGAGCCCGCUCAUGGAGGAAAUGCGAAGGGAGCCGGGCGCCGGCGCUUUCUUCCGGGCAGUGACCACCCCAGAAAGUGCCGCCUUAGGAACCAUCCUGAGGCACCGCACAGUGAUCCUGGAGGCCAUCCAGCACACGCUUGAACUCAAGGGCUUGACCUCAGAGGAAGAGCGCCUGGCGGAGGCUGUGAGAGAGAUUCUGAGCAUCUCCUCUGAGACAGCCAGCCCUGAAGCUUCCCUGCGAGCAGUGCUGAGCAGAGCCACAGAGAAAUCGGUGUCGGCCACUGAGAUGUGUCAGCUCCUGUGCAGCGCCCGCCGCUGCUUCCCAGGCCUGCAACCUGUCGUGCAGGAGUUAGCUCACACUGGUUUCCUUACUCAGGAAAAUGGAGAGAAGGACAGGUGGAAGGUGAGUAAUAAAUUUCACCUGGAAGCCAACAACAAAGCUGCUGCAAAGGCAGCUGAGCCCAUUGAAGAAGACUGCCAGUCCCGGAAGCAGAACGACCAAGGGGAGGCUCGUUCCUUGCCAGAACAAGAGAAAGAUACUUCUGCCUCCCCUGACUCUGCCAAGAAGAGCUUUGUGUGUAAGGCCUGUGACAAGAGCUUCCAUUUCUACUGCCGCCUGAAGGUGCACAUGAAGCGCUGCCGGGUGGCCAAGAGCAAGCAGGUGCAGUGUAAGGAGUGUAAUGAGACCAAGGAUUCUAAGAAAGAGCUGGAGAAGCAUCAGCUGGAGGCCCAUGGUGCAGGGGGAGAGGCUGACGUCCCCAAGAAGAAGAAAAAGAGGCUUCCAGUGACCUGUGACCUCUGUGGAAGAGAAUUUGCUCAUGCCUCAGGCAUGCAGUACCACAAGCUGACUGAGCACUUUGACGAGAAGCCUUUCUCCUGCGAAGAGUGUGGGGCAAAGUUUGCAGCCAAUUCUACCCUGAAGAACCACCUCCGCCUCCACACUGGGGACCGCCCGUUCAUGUGCAAGCACUGCCUCAUGACCUUCACCCAGGCCUCGGCCCUGGCCUACCACACCAAGAAGAAGCAUUCAGAAGGAAAAAUGUACGCGUGCCAGUACUGUGAUGCUGUGUUUGCCCAGUCCAUCGAGCUGUCCCGCCACGUGAGGACCCACACCGGGGACAAGCCCUAUGUCUGCAGGGACUGUGGCAAGGGCUUCCGGCAGGCCAAUGGCCUCUCCAUCCACCUGCACACCUUUCACAACAUAGAAGAUCCGUAUGACUGCAAGAAGUGCCGGAUGAGCUUCUCCACUCUGCAGGAUCACCGCAAGCACAUCCACGAGGUGCACUCCAAGGAGUACCACGCCUGCCCUACGUGUGGGAAGAUCUUCAGCGCCCCCUCCAUGCUGGAGCGCCACAUGGUGACGCACGUUGGAGGGAAGCCCUUCAGCUGCGGGAUCUGCAACAAGGCCUACCAGCAACUGUCUGGUCUGUGGUACCACAAUCGGACCCACCACCCUGACGUGUUUGCUGCUCAGAACCAUCGAUCUUCUAAGUUCUCAUCACUCCAGUGCAGCUCGUGUGACAAAACCUUUUCCAACACCAUUGAACACAAGAAGCACAUCAAAACAGAGCACGCAGAUAUGAAGUUCCAUGAAUGUGAGCAGUGUAAGGAGAUCUUCCCCACGCCAGCUUUGCUUCAAGUUCACAUCAAGUGUCAGCACUCAGGGUCGCAGCCAUUCAGGUGCUUGUACUGUGCAGCCACCUUCCGCUUCCCCGGAGCACUGCAGCACCACGUCACCACGGAGCACUUCAAGCAGUCGGAGAGCACCUUUCCCUGUGAGCUCUGUGGGGAGCUCUUCACCUCCCAGGCCCAGCUGGAGGGUCACCUGGAAUCGGAGCACCCAAAGGUGACGGGCACUGAGACCCAGGCAGCAGCCUCGCAGGUGGUGCAGGUGAUCCAAACCCCGGAGCCGGCCACCUCAGCAGAGCAGGUGAUCACUUUGGAGGAGACCCAGCUUGCUGGAUCGCAGGUGUUUGUGACGUUGCCGGACUCGCAGACGUCUCAGACCAGCUCUGAGCUCGUGGCGGUGACCGUGGAGGAUCUGCUGGACGGGACCGUGACCCUGAUCUGUGGUGAGGCCAAAUGAGUGGCUGCCCAUCGGUGAAGGGGCCUGCGCUUGCAGCAGAGAGAAAGCUCCACGGCGGGCCCUUUGCUCUCCGUCCCUGGCUGUCCUGCAUGAUGAGCAUCUUAGCCCAGCACCAACCAAAAUGGUCUCACCUGGAAAAUAGAUGGAAGACGUGUCAUUAUUCUCACAGCACCAACAGUGCCAACCCACCGCCCUCCCACAGGCUGGCCGUGGCCUCCGGGACACUGUCCAUCCCUCAGCAGAGCAUAGCUUCUGAAAGAGAGUUGGAAAGCCAUGGGCAGGAGCUGGUGACCAGGUAAGCAGAGAGGUGCCAGGAGCCCGCAGCCCUCUGCGCAGAAUGGCAGGUGUGGGGCUGCAGAUGCUGUCAGUGCCUUCUGCCCACGUAAGAAUGAGAGAAAAGCACCCACGGACCAUCCAGGGGCCCCCAGUCUUGAGCACACUUGGCCCCUUCCUCCCAUCUCUCAUCCCCCCAGCUGCUGGCUAUGGACAGGAGCAGCCUGUGAACAGCAAGGCCUCCUCUACCUGGGACUCCCACCCGGGCAGUGCCGUCAGCCCUUCCGCAAGCGAAGCCUUGGGAGAGUUCCUGCUGGACGUGUUCAGUGGAGGCCAUCGACUGCAAAGCCGUCCCUGCCCCUCCCGGAGCUUCGCGGUGCUCUGUACUGAAGGCUGAGCCUCAGCCUUCCCCGUGGCCCAAUCCCCUUCCCUGUCAACGCCUGCCUUCUGCCCGACCUGGAGCCGUGCCCCUCCCUCUGGAGCAUGUAAUAGAGCUCACAACCCACGCCAGGUGGAGCAGUGCCCGUGACCGCCCCGGCGCUGCCUCCUGCCACCGUCCUCCACGCUGGGUGUUGGCCUGCUGUCUGCCUCUUCCAGGCUGCCACUGCUUCUGCAGGUCAAGAAUCCUUUGGAGUCUGAAUCGCACCAGGCUUUUUAUUUCCGUUCCUAACAUGUAAUCUGAUAAUUAAUGGGUUGUGGAGUCCAUUAUGAAGUGCAAUUAGAUGGAUAUAGGUCCCCGCCAUUUGGAGAGAAUGACUAGCAUUUAUCUUCCUUUCCUCCAUGCCAGGAGGUUGGUCUGCUAGUGCAGUGUUUACACACAGGCAGGCUCCCUGCCACCUCGGGGCUUGCCCCCCUGCAGAGGGCAGUGCCCAAUGUGAUCACUGGCCUUCAAGCUCGAGGUGGCAGAAGACUAGCCUACCCCUUUCCAAGCACAUUUCACAUCGCCAGGGGCAAGCAGGGAUAAAGGGUCCACGUUGGUCACGGGACAGGCUUUUAUUGCCACCACGCACUGCUGGAAAGGCAGAGGUGGGCCCUUAACACUGACCAGUAUGUUCGUGGGCCAGGGCCUGUGCAGGCAGUGAGCGCCUGUCUGGGCCCUCCACCCAUACUCCUGCCUCCAGGGUGUCCUCGUUGUGAUGUGCAAAUCGCUGGAGCUGGUCAGCUCAGGGGUCUUCAUUCUGAAGUCAAUGAUGUUUUCAAAGGCAAGUCGGCCUCAGAAGCCAAAAACUGACCAGAAGAUGGUGCUCAAACCUUUGAGACUUCGCCUCCACGUGAAACCUUCACAGCUUCUGCCAAGCCUGCCUGUCUCCUUAAGGUUUUCACCUGUGAGCUGUCAGCCCGGGAGCGCUCUCCAUCUGCAAGUGGCGAAAUGGCACUGACUCCCGCUGACACCAGAUAAACCCACCGAAAGAGUGGAGUGGCCUGUACUUACAGCGCCUGAGGCCCAGCCCAGCGAUGAGGACACAGCUCCUCAGAGCCACAGGCUGCGGCUGGGAGCUGCGUGUCCUCAGGACAUCAGCCAAAACACGGAUGAAAAGGAAUUGCCGAGGGCCUGCAGGAGAGAGUGGUUUCUCCUUUUACACAGUCUUCCGCAUAAAAAAGGUACAUGUUUUAAACUCACGUUCGGAUCCUUUCCGGUGCUGAGAACCCCUUUCUUAAUUUCUGAUGGAGCCGGGCUGUGGCAGGACACGCCGUGCUGGGAGCUACACGGACGCCAGACUGACAGCUGCUGUCGGACUCACCGGGGCACCCGUGUCGGGCACGGCCUUGUGCUCAUUCUCGUCGGGGAUGAGGAAGGGCCAUCCUGGGUUUAGUCUCUGCUCCGAGGGGACCUUUGCAAGAUGCGGCAUUGGCAGUGACCUUACACUCUCCCUCUCUAGAGAUGCCAGGUGUGAUUUUAUUGUAGAAAAACUUUUCUAGCUCUAGCUGGCCAUUUUAUUCUUUCCCCCACUUCUGCCAGAGAGACCUUCUGAGUUACUGCCACAGAGGACACUGUUAUCGUGGCCUCGUCCAGCUCACUGACUUGCUUCUUGGCAGUGGUCUUCUCUGCCUCGUUGCUGUGGGUGCUGCCUAUGGCCUCCAGCUGAACGCGGGGCAUUUGCGGUGGUCUGGAGGAGUCGGUGGCUCCCAGAGCUCCUGAGACAGCUGGAGAGGACAGGCAGGCAGGCUGCGAGUGGGAGUCUAAUUCGGUGGGAGUGAUGGGAGCCACUUAGGGACAGGACUUACCAUCCAGGUAAGUGAGAAGCGUGUAGAUGGUUCAGGAGCAGGAUGGCCGUAGGGAGAUGUCCCCGCCCCUGAGCAGAGCCUGAGGCCAGAGGGGCAGCCCAGGGGCAAAGAAGGUGUUUCCUCAUCUAUUUUAUAAAGCCCAUCUCCUGUCUCAGGAGUGUUGUGUUUGGAAAACUAAGGCCAUGUCUUCAUGGUCUGCAGUGUGAGUCCUGGGUUCCCUGGAGAUUGCAGCCCUCCCUGGGGUUGCUUCAGACUCUCCUCCUGCUGACAGUGGAACACAUCAGCCUCGCCCCAGGGAGGGCCCGAGAGGGGCUGAGGAUGAAUGGGAGACCAGCCCCGUUCUCUGCACCUGGGCUAGUGAGGAACUCUCCCAGGUCGAGAUGAGGCGGCCCUAAGAGUUCCUCUCUCACCCAGGCAAUGUGGCACCACAGGCUGGUGGCAGACUAAGGAGGUGGGAGGGAUGUGCCUUUAAAUCUGAUGUGACCAAGGAUGGAGGAAACUGCUCACCUUACAUUGAGUGGUUCUUACAAGCAAUGUUUCUAUAACACUGGAGCUAAAAAGCUGGACAGUGAUGGAGAAAAUGCUGGCAUGUCUUCAUCAGUCCUCCCCAAAGAAUUCAGCAGCCAGGCCUGCUCUGUGUGGCCCAGUGCAUCCCAGGGACCGUGGGCAGUAGGAGAAAAAGGAGGACUUGGGGUUGAAAGGAGUGUGAAGGCAAGUUGGUAACUGUUUUGAAACUGUUUGCCAUGGAAAACCUUGGGACUGGUAGGACUUGGGCCAAAGGCUCAGAAGCACAGUCAGAACUCAGAAACUUCUACACCAUCAACUCAGCCUAUACGCACAGAAACUACCUGUGCUUUGGUGAUGACGUGUUGAGGAGAACUGUUCCCCCCGGGCUAAUGUGAUUUAGGGGCUUCCAAAUCACAGAAAUGUUUGUCGUCUCCCUCACCAGGCCAGCCCCACCCAUGAUCAGGACAACUAAGCAGCACGCGAUGCUGUAUCAAUAGGAUUACAAACGUUCGUGCUCGCCUUGCACUAGUCUAUAAAAAUAAAAUAUGUACCUUGAAAAA